Molecule: messenger RNA, 888 nt
Organism: Anopheles gambiae (African malaria mosquito)
Lineage: Eukaryota; Metazoa; Arthropoda; Insecta; Diptera; Culicidae
Exons: 2
Coding region: 227-733 (168 amino acids)
Cellular component (GO): extracellular region
Molecular function (GO): chitin binding
Source: RefSeq, a predicted model, not a curated record
ACCAAUAUCGUUGGUGGGGACGGCGGACUUGGGCGGCUUGAUUCGCUCCAAAUUCGAGCCCAAUUUAAUCAGUUUCACAUUAGUGCUUCAGCCGAACGGUUCGCGUCGACGUCUGUUUGCAAAAAACGGCGUCUUAAACCAUUCCUGGGACAACGUAGUGUCCUCUUAUCGCGCUUUUCUUGCUCGUGUUUGCAGAAUCCAUAGCCGGAUAACCGACGUCGACAAGAUGCUAAAGUUCGUCGCCAUUGCCACCGUGGGGCUGCUGUUCUGUGCCGUCCAGUGCGUCAAAGUGGACUACUACGGUUCGCUGUACAAUCCAAAGGACGAGCUGCACGCGCCAUACCACGAGAAGGAGGACAAGCAGGACUUUAGCAAAAUUCCCGGCGUGCCCGGUGUCGACUAUCCGAUCUACCACGAGGUGCCGCACACCAGCUUCCACUGUGGCAACGUGCCCGCCAUCCCCGGCAUGUACGCGAACGUCGAAACCGGCUGCCAGGCCUACCACACCUGCCACGAUGGGCGCGAGGGACACCAGGGCGCGUCCUUCCUCUGCACCAACGGUACGCUGUUCAAUCAGAAGGAAUUCGCCUGCGACUGGUGGUACAAUGUCAAGUGCGAGGAAGCGCCCAGCUACUACCAUCUGAAUGCCGACCCCGAGCACAACCCCUUCACGCCCAAGCACAAGCCGGAGGAAGAGCACCAGCACCAUAAGAAAUUCCUCAUCCACGUCUAGACUGGUGAUGCUUGUUUCCCCUUCUGCCGUUGUUGUUGAGAUUCACAUUCUCUCACUCUAUUCAUCUAGCCGUUACGGCCGUCUUGUUACUGUUGUAAAUAUUUUUUCGGAAAUAUAUAUGAACUGUUUUUAACCUUUUUCAUCACAAUCAUCCA